Molecule: messenger RNA, 9432 nt
Organism: Anopheles marshallii
Lineage: Eukaryota; Metazoa; Arthropoda; Insecta; Diptera; Culicidae
Exons: 7
Coding region: 1-9432 (3143 amino acids)
Source: RefSeq, a predicted model, not a curated record
AUGUCCAUCUUGCUGCAGGAAACGGGUGGUGGUAACAGUGGCAGUACGGUGACCGCCGCAACAACUCCUAACGAGGACGGAAACAUCGGUUCGUCCCUUACCGUCGACAGUGUUCCGAUGGCGAAGGAAACCUGUACGGGAGAUUGUCAUUAUGGCCGCAGCUGGAAGGAAUAUGUGGAGUUGCUGGCACAGAUGAGAGUGGUCGAUGUGGACGAUGGUGAAAUGGAAAAACAACAGCAGGACGAGACGUGUCCGGAAAGUGACUGUGUCUGUACGGCGCAACCCGUUUCGUCCGAAUGCCAUAAAGGCGAUGUGGGCAACCAGCAAAAGCCACAGCACAGUGAGAAUGUAUUUCCGCUCGACUGCUGCUGUCGAAUGUGCAACGCGUCGCGGGAAGUGGUGAUGAAACUGUACGCCGAGGAUUGCCAGUACAACUCACUGUGGGAUCGCUUACAGUUACUGAUGAAGCAGUACUACGAUCUGAUACCGGAGUCCGAGGAUAACGCGCUGUUUAAUCAGUACAUGGAGCUGAUGAGCAAAUCGUCCCUGAAGUGGUUAACGGAUGUGCGCUUUAGCAGGAAUAACAUUAUCCAGAUUUCACUCGCAUCCAAUUUGCCGCUCUCGAACGAGAUGGCCUUCGUGAUGCUAACGAACGUUCUGAGCACCCGUGAUCCGCACCAGCUUUUCGAGCUGCUCUGCUUUCAGCUCCGGUCGAUCGUGCAGGUGUACUGCGUCGGGCUCGAGGACUUGGUCACCGAGAACCCGGAAGACGGUAGUCGCCAGUUUAACGCGACCGAGGUGUUGAAUUAUAUCGUUAACGGAUACAAGAAGCUGCGCCAGUCCGCGCGAACCGUCACCCCUUUGCUGAACGUCCUGGAGCAGUGUCAUCUGGGCAAAUUUGGUCUCACCUGGUGGUUGAUCAACCAACGCAUUUUCCAACGUUACUUUUACUACGAGGUGCAGAGCAUAGUACCCGAUUGUAUGAAACAGAUGCGCGGUACUCUACCGGAACGCGAGUACCAAGAGCUGGUUGCGCGGUUCUUAAAGUUUGACAAAGAAAUGGCAGAUAUUGCGCUCACGUGGGUCGAUGUGUGGCCACUGCUAUACGAGUACCACCGUUCGCCGGAUGAUUGCGAGCGGCGUCACCGCAUGAAGACGGUGCAUGCGCUUCUGCAGUCCAUACGCGGUGCACGCUACAUGCCGAAGUCGCCGGAACUGUUCGAAAAGCCCGAGCGACCGAUAGCGGAGUGGAUGGAGCUAAAAAACAGGAAGCUGGCAUGGGAGUACGUGGUGCACUGUCUGAAAACGAAGUGGAUACCAGGCGUCAAUACGCGUCUGAAUAACGUAGCCGAUGUCGUUAAGUGUCCCGGAUGCGAUCGUCCAUUGAACACGCACAACAUGGUGUGUGCCUGUCUGUCUUGCAUUAUCGGUGGUGGAAUUUUUCCUUACCGGCCGAAGAAGGAAGUCAACGAACGGUACGGCAUGUGUACGUGUGCGAACAUGAUCGAAAUGUUGCUCGAAAGUCAGGGCAAGACAGUACCCGCCUGCGAUGACGAUCAUGCGGUGGCAAACGUACAUCAACUUUUGUCCUCAUCGCUGUUACUAACCGAUGGUGAAGUUGGAAUGCAAAAUGGAUGCGUAAAUUCAGCCUCCCGCCGACAAAGCGAUGACCCCAAACUGGACGAUCAAAAGGACAAUCUUGAGCAGGAUGCUGCCGCCUACCUUCCGCUAAUGCAAUCGUUGAGUGAAGAUGACGAGCUUUACCACAUUGCGUGGGCCAUAUUCAACCAUCUUCCCGAACGAGUACCGUACAGAUGGAACACAUUGGAACCGUCGCGUUUUUGCACCUUCCAGGCAUCGCCCUGCUCCUCAAUUGCUUGCCGCGUGGCGAUCAACAUAAUCGCGAUGAACUAUCCCAUCCACCUGUCCCGGCUGCUGAUACAUUCAUACAAACCGGUCAGCGAGGAACCGCGGCGCAUCAUGAAGGGCAACUGGAACACGAAGGCUCGCAAUUCGCUGCGCAAGCUGUGCAGCAAACGUUGGCAAGAGGAGAUGGACGAUCAGAUGCAUCCGCUGCGGUUCGUCGAUAUGUUUUGGUCGCUGCAGAACUCUACGCUCAAUCUGCCAAAGACACGCGCAUCCGAUUUGGCGGAAUGGUUCAUGCUCGACACGCAGGCACCACCGCGCAAUGUGUUCUACCAGUAUUUUACAAAGUUUUUCCUGGUGAAAGACGACGACAUCGUCUUCGAUGUGGAAUGUUACGAGCGGGAACGCGAACGCUCGGUUUCGCCCAACCGGAUGCGGGAAAGUUUAAUGCAGAAGCUGGAAACGCAUAGCGCUGCGACGCUUACGACGUCUGCAUCGUCCGGUUCGUCCUCCUCGUCCUCGUCGUGCCUGUCGAGCUCAACCUCAUCGUCGUCCUCGUCGUCCUGUUCGUUUUCUACCGCUUCAGCGGCGUCGGUUGCGGCCGCUGCGGCUGCUGCAGCUGCAGCCGCCUCAACGUUUAUCGAACCAAUGGUUACCUCCACGGGCGCCAACGGGAAUACAAAUGAGGGCAGAGGUUGCACCUGUAUUUGUAAUAGUUGCGUGACGGAGUUUCUAUCCCAGUCAGAAAUGAUGUCGAAACAGUUCGACCCACUGGCCAGAGACUCGUUGACCCAGCGCACAAACAUGCUGGAAAUGGAGCUGAAAGCACUCUUGAAGGAACGAAAUAUGUUGCUGGAGAAAGGUGGCGGCGUGAAUGCAUGCAAACUAUUAAAGCGUGAUGAUUCAUGCACUCCGAAAGAUGCCCACGAAGCAUCGAAAGUCGAUUUGAAUGUGGAAAGCGAGGCAACGAAAACAUCUAUCCCUACAUCCGAUAUGGGAACGAGCGUGACAGAGGCUACCGAUGCAACGAACGGCACAGAACAGCAUCAGAUUGAUAAUUUGAAGGAAGUAAAUGUGAUAUCUUCGAGCAGUGAGAAGGAGUGUAGUGUAGCUGCUACGAAUGCGCUAGUAACGCAACAACCCAAAGCAUCCGCUACCGUAACUGCCAUUUCUCCAUCGAAAGCAUUGUUAAAUGAAAACAACCCUACAGAUACGUCUAGCGCAUCAAUCUGUUCGCAACCGCGACCAGAUACAGCACAGGCAACGGCUGCGAAGUCAAAUUCAGAGCUUCAAACACCAGCAAAACUAUCUGCUUUCGCAAAACUGGCCGCAAGUAAAUUGCCGGCAUUGGUCAGCAGUACAACGGCCGGAAAAUCAACCCCAAAGCAGGAAGGUACCACGGCUAGUGCAAACGGUGCAUCCGUGAAACCGAAAUCACCUUCUGCCUCACAACCACAAACUGGCAACGGAAACCGUACGGUAACCAUUCCCAUCCCAGCAGCAUCAGCGACACAAACGCACAGCACCAGCAAACCAUGUCCCUGCGGGAUGCCUUCGCAUGCUCCAGGUGCAAAGGCAGGAACGGGUUCGAAAACGAGACCGGUGGCUGGUGCAACAGCGCAAGGAUCUACAGCAAGCGCAAGUACAGCCCACUCGAAAGAGGAUCAUAAAAAAUCGUGCCAUCGUGGAACAGCGCCAGCCAGUGCGUCCGGUGGAGAUAAAACCGAAGGAUCCUGCGUGUGCUAUUAUUGUACCCUGUUCGGGCAGAGUGUAUGUUUAGAAUGUAACCACAAUCAAAGGACAAACGAAACACGUGAUAAGUUGCGGAAGAAAUUGCAGAACAAGCAAGAGCAAAAAACUACAUCUAACAACAGCACGACAGCAGCGAAGGGCCUUAAUGUGGUUGCUGUGAAGAAGGUUACCAGUAACAACGCUACUGCACCGGUAGGAUCGGCCGGUAAGGCAAGCGUGCCACACAACACAGCAUUAUCUGCUAACAGCAACAGUAAAACUGUUGCUGACAAAGGAAACAAAAAGGGUGAUAAAUCUGCAACUACUCCUUCAACGGCCGGCAAGGGAAAUCGAUUUCAAUCAAUUGAUGAUCUGUUACGAUUUAUCGAAGGAGACGAUACGUUUAAAGGUGCCAGCAACACCCCAGCGAAGGGCAAAUCAAGUCGCAUUCAGUCGACAGAAAAAAGUGAACAAAAGCAGUCAUCCAAUUCAGCAACCACGCAACCAACCAAAAAAUCAACCACGGCAGCGUCGCCGGCGGUCGGUAAAGAUUCGGAUACGAUAAAGAAGGCAAAGCUGAACGAGAGUCUCAAACUGAUAGCAGAGCUGGAAGUUUUGCGUCAGCGGUUUUACGACUGUCAGAAACACGAGCAGAAAGCCCUGCAGCAUCUUCAAGACCAGUCGGGACUGAGCAAAAAGGAACGGAAAGAGCUUCCGCUCAAGAUACAGACAUAUCGGCAGCAGAAGAACGAGCUGCACGCCACUAUUAAUAGGCUCGUCACCAGUAUACGAAGUGAAAUUCCGGAAUAUCCAUUCAAGCUGGAAGCAUUCGCCACUCCGCCAUCUUGCUGCACGGCGCCACAGCAAAAACCGGGCCAGCAAACCAUUAAUGCACCACGGGACGUACAGGUCGGCGGGCGAAAGAUGACACCGGGUGCCAUGCUUCCGCCACCACCAUCGACCCUCACUGCUGCGGGUAAAGCGCACAACAAUGUACAUGCGGCAAGGCUUGCAAAGUUACACGAAUCGAUCAACAAUUACAAGCAGAAACGACAGCAGCAGCUAGGCGAAUUACAACAGCAGCAGGAUCAAAUGAUACAUGACCAUUUGCAGCAGUUUAAACAACAACCCCAGCAACCGGUCGGUUACAAUGAUGCCACUUCCCAACAGUUAGUCACAAUCAAGCGAACCUUCUUGCCCCAUCCGCAGCCGCAGAUAACGGUGACGGCGAAGGGUGAUUCACCCGAUCAAGAUCAAAUAUUGUACACGUUCGUCAAUGGUAAGAUGGUGCUAAGUAAGGAACCGCUCAACGCUGAUGAUCUGGAUAACUUUUAUGACAAACCGGGUGAACUGUGGGCAAAAACCAAAAAUGGUCCUGUUGCAAUCGAUGAAGCAAAGGUGCAAAACAUGAAUCGCUUCAACCCAGAACGCCAAGAUCCACAUGCGCAUUUGCCGCCAUUCAAAGAUUCUUGUAUUACACCGGUGUUUUCGAAAGAAAACCUUCACCAACAGCAGCGACAGCAGCACACCUUGUCGAUCGACGAUCUGAUACGUGAGCAGGAGUUAAUUAAUAAUCUCCAGACUAACUGCAAGGGUGAUCCAGAGAUGCUUUCGUUAGUUCAAAAUUUGAAGAAAGAUUUGCUCGAAAUGCAAAAGAAUCCACCACAACCAUCCGGUAAAACGAGCGGUGUCGCGAACAAAGGCAACAUUAAGGCGCCGUUGAAUAAGCAACCCAUCAAAAGGGAAACCGCAACCAAACCGAUCCCCACCAGCGGUGAUCAACAGGGAAGCAAAGGUAAAGCAUCAUCGUCCGCAAGCAUACCGGCGGUGGAGUUAAGCAAGGUCAAGAAUAAAAAGGAUCACAAAAAGGAUAAACUGAUUGAGGAGAUUGAUGAAAUAGUGGCGCGACUAAAUCUGCUAGACAGUGACGAAGAAGACGCGAAACCGACGUCAAAAAGAAAGCAAAAAUCAUCGUCCACAUCCCAGACAAAGGUUCUAAAUCGGAAGCAAAGCAAAGACUCCAUUGUCUCCAGUGGUAGCGGGAAUGCUCCAACAGGCUCUAAGCAGCAACCAAAAUCUCAAUCGAAACAGCAGCAGACUAUGCCCGCUAGUGGCGCACAAACUAAGAGCAGUCAAUCGCAGGAGUUACAAAAAAAGAAAAAGGACACAUCAGCGGUAGCACAGAAACCAAUUAAGGACGAUAAACCCGUAGUAGGGGAAAAUGUAAUCAGUAAAGACAAGGUUAAAGCACAAUCUCAGCAACCAGCGUUUGCAGUGGAGACCACUGCAACUCCAGUGGAAACAUGCGCCAACGCGAUCGUACGCAAGAAGGUACCCAAGACGUUCAUCGAUCCCGAGUUCGAUAACAACGCGUUCCGGCUGCUCAACAUGGAUGAUUCCGAGUCAGAGAUUGAAGAGGAAGAAGAGAUACCGACAGUAGAAUCAGUGUCUCCAUUGCAGGAGGAAAAAACUGCUCAAAGUUCAGUCCACCAACAGCCAAACUCGAACCUAUCGGUAAAGGACUCAAAGAAGAAAUCGAAAGAAUCCAUUCUGGAAGUGUCGUCUAACGUAGCAACUGAACCGCAAGGGCAACAGGACAAACCGAACAGAUCCUUCUCAGCUGCUGUGUCGAAAGGUGGUACGGAGAAAGAGAAAAAAUCUUCGCAGAAGAAAGCAGCCAAGCCAGAAAUGGAACCGAAGCCAACAGCCCCCGGUGGAUCUGGCCCGGGGAAGCAAAAGCGGGAUGAGGUCGAAGGUUCGGCCAAGAGUGCUGGAACACCGAUUGGUGAUGGUGCGGAACAGCGACCAAAGAAGCAAACACCGGCACAAGCAAUGGUUGAGAAAAUCAGCGCCCUGCUAGACAGUCCCGGCUUAUCGAAUCGGCAGCGGAAGCAAAUGAUUCGCCAGCUCGAGCAAGCGCAAGCAACUAUCCAAACGCAGCUGUUACAAAAUGCGGCCAAAGCAACAAAGGCGAAGGUGCAAGCCCAGGCCCAGCAGGAGAAAAUGGCUAACCAGAUGGCUACGAAUAUAGGUAACAACGCGUCUAAAUCAUGCGCCGGCAAAGAAGCUAGCAGCAACAAAGCACGACAAGCGAAUGCACGUAUAGCCCCAGCAUGCAAUGAUAGUGAAUAUAGCAGCAGUACUUCCGGCGCUCGUAACAGCCUUAUGGAGCAACUCAAACGUGGUAUUCGUGCAGAAGGACUGGAUCUUCCACCCGGAAUUACGCUAACGCGCCUCGAUGCCAUUCAGGCGGAAGCUUUGCGGCUAAAGCGCGAAUCAAUCCGAAAGCUUAGCGUACCGCUGAAACCGGUCACACCACCGCUCGAUACUUCGGCCGCCAUGCUUCCCGGUGCGUUUGGUGCCACCGGUUCACCAAACGCUGGCAUGUUUGUCGUAAAUCCCAUGUCACCAAUUUCUAUGCCCGGACAGCAGGACUCGGUGAUCAUGGUAAAUACGGGCAAAUUGAGGGGCCAGGAGCAGCAGCAGCAAACUUGCCUGGAAAAUGGAACCGAUCGUAAAAAGCGCAACAAGCGGCGCAAAAACAAAGGUAAAGAUCAGGAGCAAAAUGAACGUGUUCCUUCCUCGAUCGGUACAUCCAUUAAUUCCGGUACCGAGGUAUCGGCUGCCAAUCACCUAGUGGACGGAAGCAACAUUGUAACGCUACGCAAUCCCAUGUUCCACAGCGGCCCGAUGGGUAUGGGCGGUGUCGGAAUGCAUCCUCCCGGGGCACCCAUGAUGUCGGACGUACAGGGCGCACGGAUGACGCUUGGGUACGAUCAGCCUGCAAAGAUUUUCAAAAAUGACAACGGAAUGUUUACGAUACGCAAUCCGGCACUGCAUCAUGCGGUAUCUGGCGGUGCUCCACCGGAAGUGACAGGGUUCCGCCCAUUUAACGCAGCCUACCUGGUGGAGAAUGGAAUUAUGCCGCCGUCUGGGAAUAUGCAACAACCGAUGGGGACGGUACCGCAUGUUACUGCUGCCGUAUCGUCUGGCCCCAGUACAAUGAUGCCCGGCAACGGUAGCAUACCGGCCUACCUGCAGCAAUAUCCUCCACCAGCGCUGGAUGACAGUAUGGGACCACGCAAAUGUAAAUCCGUCAUCGGGAGUGAGAUGAAGAAUGCUCAAAAGCAAAAGCAAAACUCGCUACAGCAACAGGGUGCUAUCGGUGGUGGUUUACCAUCAGCGCCAGGGCGAAGUUGGCAGCACAUGAAUGGAACUACCGGACAGGAUAUCUUCAUUGCGCCUUCAUCUUCUCCCAGCACCACUAAUGUGGGCGGACUAGGAGAGUCUCACUAUUCGUCGUUCAAUCAUUACAACCUAUCUGGACAGGAUAUGCUCCACGGAGCACCCGCUGGAACUCCCGGCAGGUACGGCGGAAGCGGAAUGUUGGGACCGCCUGGAUAUUAUCACGGCAGUGUCAACGGUGCGCCGGGACUGUCGAAAGCAGCUACAUCCAAUGUUAGUGCCAUUGGUUCGGAACGAUCACACGGUCUUUCGUAUCUGGGCGGUGCAGAUCCGUCCGGAAGUUUGGCGACACACUGUUGCGACGAUGAAGUACCUAGCGCAUUCUUUAACGGUAACAGUCUAGGAAGCCUGCCAUCAGGGAGUAUGAGUAGUCGAACACGCUAUGAUGAUCUUGCCUUCCUACAAAACUUACAGCCGGGCCAACGGCUCAACAGUGAGGUUACCAUACACAGCAUCAAUGAGUCAAAGAUGCGCCGACAACAGGCACAAAACUAUACGCACGACAUUCAAAUAACGCCCAUACCGGCACCGUCACCUCCAACCGGUGGCAGAGCAGGAGGGUUGGGUGUGCCGGUUGCGUCUAGCACCGUGUCGUUGCAACACUUGAUGCAACAGUCACACCAAGCGCAUCUUCAGCAGCAACAACAGCAACACCCAGACACUCAGCUGCACCUUUCUGAUCUCAGUCCCGGUUCCGGUUCGGUGGGAUCGGGCAGCGGUUCCGGCUCCAGGACCGGCGUAACAUUGACCGAUUUCAUGGACAGCCGAGUGUCCGGCGGUAGCAGCUCAUCAACCUCUGCUGAUCUGUUGGCACCUUCGCUUGAGCUGGACGCGAAAAACUUUUUGCGCGAUUAUCAGCUAGGACAACUUCAGCAGCAGAUGCAAGAUUUGCAGCUACAGCCGGGAGAAUUUGGAGAUAACGUGUUCGCCAAUAAGCAACCGAAAGCGAAUAUCGGCGAACAGGAAUCCGACGAGCAGGAUCUGGAAUCGCUCGAACGUUUAAAUUAUUUGCUUGCUGCAUCGGGUGGAACUAGUAGUAAUAGCAUGAAAGUGCCGUCUGCGGCUAAUAGUUCAACAACGGAAACAGUAUGCACCACAGCUGUGAACGAUGUGGAAGAAGGCAAUCCUGGUGGCGUUAGCAUCGGUGGCGAAGAACUGCAACGACCACAACAGCCACCGAUAGGUACACCAUCCAGCAAGAAUCUUCAACAGCAUCGGUUACAACAAAACGGGACGCCCGUCUCAACGGCCGGUGGUAUACUGUAUCCGGCCACGGCCGAUAGUCCCGCUUCCUCGGUGUCCGUGUUCGAUGGCAUCUCUUCUUCACUCAGCAGCCAGGCGCACUCGUUCGAUGAUCUGUACACGGGCCUGCUAGCAACAGCUUCGCCACCAACGUCGAUCUCCGGUAGUAACGAAAGCACCGGCUGUAACACGAACUUAAACUCGCAACUGAACAUUCAUCAAUUGCCUCAUCAGGUUAGUACCGACACGGGAUAUGUCCCGUCGAACGUUAACGGUCUGCCUGAGGCUAGCGUUGCAGCGAAAUCCGUCGACAAUGCCGACAGUCCUACUUCAUUAAGCAAUAAGUGA